AUGACGAAGGACGAUUCAUGCGGGAUGCAAAAUGUCUCUUUUGAUGUAUAUUUUGGCGCGAAAUGGUACAUCGGGUCCAAAAGCACACGAGGUCGAUGGUGUAGAAGAGAAUGGACCUCACCUGCCGACGCCCGAAGUACGGACGCAUCGCGGGGGAGAGGAAUUCUCUACCAGUCAGUCUUCCUAGGUAGUCCUGACAACUCACGACGAGAUAACUUGGCCUUUACAUAUGGUGACGCAAGCAAUGCUAGUAUAGGUAGUGGUGAAGGUACAGGAGAAGAAGAUGAUGAUGCCAAUGGCAAAAAGAACCAAAAGAAACGGGGGAUUUUCCCCAAAGUAGCGACAAAUAUCCUCCGAGCGUGGCUGUUUCAACAUUUAACGCAUCCGUACCCAUCGGAAGACCAGAAAAAACAAUUAGCGCAAGAUACAGGGCUCACAAUACUGCAAGUUAAUAAUUGGUUUAUCAAUGCGAGGCGUAGGAUCGUACAACCAAUGAUUGACCAAUCGAAUAGAGCCGUUUUCCCGCCACAUGCAGGUCCAUCAGCGGCGUACGGUCCCGAAGCUAUGGGCUGGAUGGAUGGUCAGGCGCAGAUGAUGCAUCGCCCGCCUGGGGAUCCAGCCUUCCACCAAGGCUACGCACACUACCCACCUGCCGAGUACUAUGGCCAUCAUUUGUAAUGGGCACCACAGAGAGGAUCAGGUAGGAAGACAAUUGGAUUGUAGUACAUCCACCAGAGCAACUUGGCCAGCAGAGUGUGAAGAGCACUGAAGGAUGUUUUCGUUGCAGUGUGUCAUCUUUUAGUCAACUUCUCAGCAAUCCCAGUGAGAUGACCCUCGGCUCAUGAAAGCCACGUUACCACCAAAAUGUCUAAAAAGCCAGGAAUUUAGUGCGUGGAAGGAUCAAAUCGGUGCAAUCAACUUUUUUUUUCUCAAAUCCUUCACUCGAUGCAGAUCAUCUCUAAAUUCAUCAAUGUCAAAAAAAAAAUACGGAGAAAAACUUUCGGAACAUCUGUAUCGAGGAAAAACCUACAAAAAAAGUUAUUAAAUAUUUAAAAAAAAAUCACAUAAAAAUAGAAAAGAAAACAACGACCUUCACGACUGGAGUGACUGGGAGGUGUGAGAGCAUCUCCCAAUUAAAAUCGAUCUUAAACAUAAAACUAAGAGAAAUAAAAUGGGUAAAAAUGUGAUUUAUUUGUACAAAAAAAAAUGUAAAGUGUUAAGAGUGUCGUGUACAAAGAGAUAGUGAAGAAAGAAAGGGAAUGAAGCAGUGAUAGGUAAACUGUGUUCCAACCGAAGACACUUGGACGACGCUAGCGAGAGAUGAACUCAUAAGUUUCUUUGAGAGCAGAUGAAAAGUUAAGAAAACAAUGGAAAAACUACAGUGAUUAAUUUUUUAAGUAUAGAGAGAGAAAAAAAGAAAUGAAAUAUAAAUUAUAGUGAAAAAAAUCUAGCAAAAUUACUAUAAAUAAAGUAAAAAUGAAAAAAAAACGAUCACAUGCAGCAACUGGAGAGUGUGAAUUAAGAGAUGAUGAUGAUUUUAGGACAUAGACAAGAGCAUUAAUAGGAUAUUUAAUAUAACAAAAAAGUCGUAUAAAUAUCAGUGGAGUGUUUUUCUAAAAAAAAAUCAGUAAAGAGAAAACAAAUGAAAAAUUAGAAUUAAUAUAUUUAAAAAAAAAUGCAGUAAUGUAAAAAGCAAAAAAAAACAUUUAAAAAAAAUAGUGAAUCUUAAAUGCUGGUCAUUGAACGAGAAUAAAUGUGGAUAUUAAACUCUGACGAUUUGGAACCGUAGAUCAACGCCCAACAAUCAGCAGACUUUAGUGAAUUUCUCCUACAAAAAAUAACCACCAAAAAACGCAAGGAUUUCCACUGAUAUUGGAGCGCUACAGCCGCGGAGGAAACAUUAAAGAAAAAAAAAUGAGAAGAAUAAGAAAACAGUGAAAAUCUACGCGCAGGAUGAUGUUUACUGCACGAGGGUUUGCAGUGGCAAUACCGACUGACCGGAUAUGUCAUUACUUAUAAAUAGGAAUUUCAGAAUGAUGAAAGAAUUAAUAUAAAUAAAAAAAUGCAUAGCUGUAAGUUAAAUAGAAAUAUUUGAGGAUGAGAAGUAAUAAGAAGAAAUUAUAAGAAGAAUAAAGAAAGGAAAAAAAUUGUAAUUAUAAAAAAAUAUCUUGCAAAUAACGUAAACUAUUAUUAUUGUGUAUAUUAUUAUUAUUAUUAAUUAUUAUUAUUACAAUUAAUUAUUAAAUAAAAAAAAUCAAUUCGUUUUUCCGCAGAGCUCGAAAUUUCUCAAAUAGUUAAAAAAGAAAAGAAAAAAAUUCUCACAACUCCAUGAAAAGAAAAACAAUAGAAAAAUAUUUUCUUCUGUACAAAAAGAUUUUUUAUUUUCCACAAAAUGAGCCAUCAAGUCACUAAAAAGCAGAAUUUUUAGAAAUAUUAUAAUAAAAUACCUGAAUGAAAUGAAAAGAAAAAAAUAUAUCAAAUUUUAAACUGUUGACUAAUAAAAAGAAAAAGAAACCUCUAGAAAAAUUUGAAGAAAAAACCACAAUCAUUCAACCAGUAAAGAAAACAUUUAAAAUUUAAAAAAAAAUGAAGAAAAUAGAAUUUAUAGUCUCACCACAAUCCUUUGGCUCCGUUUGUGUAAUAAAGUGAUUGUAAUAAGCAUUAAAGAGAAGAAGAAAAUAACAAUUUUUUUAGAUAAAGAAAAAGAAAUCCAACAUGGCAUAAAAAUUAGCAUUAGGACUUGUUGUCUAAUAUUCCCGGAGGAAAAGAGAAAAUCUGCUGCCGAAUGCAAAAAGGACAAAAAGGGAUCAAGGUUCAAGAGGAAAAAUGUCUUCACGGUGCAGAACAAAAUCUUCAUAGACUUCAUAGUGACUCCAACACAGGUUAAAAAAUUUUAUUUAUUUUUUUUCAUAUUUUUUCAAAAAUUUUUAAUUUCUCUUCAUUUGCAAAAUUUUAAAUUCUCUCAUUUAUUUUUGAAUAUUUAUUUCUCAUUUAUUUUUCAAGUACAAAAUGCUUUUAAAAAUUUUAUCUUGCUUUUUGUUUAAUAAAUUUUUUAGUCAAAAAAAAAAGUAGGAGAAGAAGAAGUAAAAAAAAUUAUAUUCAACUCGAUAUACGUAAUUUUGAAGGACGAUUAAACAUUUUUAAAAGUGAAAAUGAAAAAUUAGAGCUUUUUGCUACAUUAAUUACAUAAAGAAAAAAAACUACAUUAAAAAUAAAUUACAAUGGAUUUCUAUUUAAAAAAAAAAGAGAAUGGAAGAAUAAAAAUAUAUAAAUAUAUUUUUGCUUUAUACAUAUUGAAUUUUUUAUUGAAAAAAAAAAGAAGAAAAAUGAAACAUUUUGAAGCAGCAUGGAAGUGGAAGGAAGGGCUAGCAAUCGACCAAAAAAGAUGUAAAAUGAAAUUAAACUUCCACACACAGAAGAGUUUUCUUAUAUAAGUUUUUCUUUUUCAUAUAAAAAGAAAGAAAAGAAAGAUAAAAUCCCGCGACAGAUCAAGUUCUACAGGGUGUUUGUAGUACGAAAAAAAUGUAACAAAAAAAAGAAGAAAGAAUUAUUUAAAAGAGAAUAUAAAAGAAGAGAAUGGCAUGCGAAAAAGCAUUGCAGAAGGGACGCAUAAUUAUUGGGAAGAAGAACAAUGUAAGAAUCUCAAGAAAAUGAUAAUAAACAGCCUCUUAUCGACACGCCUAAAUCAUCCAACUCAGUAUACGAUAAAAGAUAUACUCACUUUUGCACCUGAAAGUGAAACCAAAAUAAUUGUGAAAACUUUUUGGAUAAUUUUUAUUUUUUCUAUUCUAUUUGCGCGGAUUUAAUCACAAUAAAAUUAAAACUAAAUCUCGUAUGGAAUAACAGGCUGGCUGCAGCUUAAGAGAAAAAAAGAAAUUGUUAAUAAAUAUUGCUUACAAAAAAAUUCAAAAAUAUAUAUGCUCGUCCUUAAAUUUAUUUUAAUUUUUCAAAAUUAUUCAUUUUCUUUUUCUAGAUAAAAUCAUGGGAUUAUCCUUGAGUUCCACUUCCGCAUAAAAGUAAAUUUUAGUGAGAAAAGAAAAAAACACGGAAACAAGAAAUAUCCUUAAAUUCGAUAACGUUUUGGCUGUCGUCAAAAUGGUUUAUCCAUUAUUCGCCUUAACCAUGUAUACGAAAGAAGAAACUUGAGGAAGAAUAAUUGAGUAAAUUAAGACAGGACCUUAUUUAAAAAUAAUAAAGUAAAUAUUUUAAUGAGAAAUAAAUAUACAAAAAAAUAAAUAUUUAAAAGAAAAGAAAAAGAAAAAUAUCGUUGAGUGAAGAAAUCUUUUCAUCCUGUUUUUGUCUUUUUUCUGUUAUGUGAAUUAAAGUAAAGAAAAAAAAAACUCAAAUAUGCUCAAUUUAAUAAACCCAUUUUGCAAAAAAAACAUAUAGAACAUCAUGGGAUUUCUUACAAAAAACAAGCAAAUAAAAUAUCUAAAGAAAAAAUACCUGUAAAAAUGGGGAAAAAGCAAAACUAUUUUGAAGCAUACUGUGUAGGAGGAUAAAAAACAACAUACAUAAUUAUUGUAUAAUAAAUACCUCUCUGUACAUUUGCAUUAUUACACUUACACAACAUAAUUUCUGUAUAGUCUUUUUCUUUUUAUUUGGAAAAACCAGAAGCAUUAAAUGCGCAUCUUGUGUAAAAAAAAUUAAAAUAA
Molecule: messenger RNA, 4655 nt
Organism: Lutzomyia longipalpis
Lineage: Eukaryota; Metazoa; Arthropoda; Insecta; Diptera; Psychodidae
Product: homeobox protein homothorax-like
Exons: 8
Coding region: 1-678 (225 amino acids)
Biological process (GO): embryonic pattern specification; brain development; animal organ morphogenesis
Molecular function (GO): RNA polymerase II cis-regulatory region sequence-specific DNA binding; DNA-binding transcription activator activity, RNA polymerase II-specific
Source: RefSeq, a predicted model, not a curated record